UACCGUUCGUUUAUUCAAAAAGUGUACUCGGUGCAGGCUUAUUCACGUUCGUUUAUAUUGUAAUUUCGUGCCCUCUGAGCUGCUUUGUACGCUCGCUGGUCACGUGAUGACGACUCCGCUCUGAUCUUUGAAUAAAAUACCGAACGCAAAACAAAUUACCUACCAUUACAUAAAUUGACAGCAUUGAUAAUGGGUAUCAAUUUUCCAGCACGCGUGCCGAAGUGCCACUUCGCUACCAAAUUGAUUGAGGAUGUAGCUUCACCGAUCGGUUAAUCAGGUUUGGAAACGGAACCCACCCUAAUUUUAAUUGUCAAUAAUGUCAAUAGUGAAGGAAAUUUGACAGUUUGAUGUGAUGUGAUAAAUAAACUCUGAUAAAUAAAACAAAUUGUAAAUAGAAAAUGCGGAUAACAAAUUGUUUCAAAUUUUGAAUGAAAUAUUUCAGGAAAUUCAGUGAAAAUAAAUAGAAAACAUGGCAGUGGAUCUUAGCAGGCACAAUGCCGCGUUAAAAGAUGCUUGGAGGGACGUUUUGAAUGAUAAAACCGAUACAAAUUGGGCUCUUUUUGGCUAUGAAGGUCAAUCUAAUUCCCUAAAAUUGGUUGGUAAAGGAGAUGGAGGCAUAAACGAAUUGAAGGAAGACCUGAAUUCAGGAAGGAUAAUGUAUGCUUUUGUGAAAUUAAAUGAUCCAUCAACUUCUUUGGAUAAAUGUGUUUUAAUUAAUUGGCAAGGUGAAGGAGCAAACACAGUUAAAAAAGCCAUGUGUGUAAAUCAUUUGAGAGACAUAGAAAAAUUCUUCCCAGGAGCGCAUCUAACUUACAAUGCCCGGAACGAAGACGAAGUAGAUGAUGAUUUGCUGAUUGAGAAACUGAGAAAAGUUGGUUCGGAGUAUAAAUUUAAAAUGAAGGUGGAACCCAUUGAACCAGCAAUGCCAGUUGGUACUAGAUAUCAAAAAGUGAAUGCAGUGAAAGAAAUAAACUCGCAAGAACGCGAUAAGUUUUGGAAAAAAGAGGAGGAAGAAGAAAAACGAAGAUUGGAGCAAGAGAAAAGGAGGAAACAAGAGGAUCAAUUGAAAAUGGAAGUGGAAAGGCAAGAAAGGGAAGAGAAAGAAACAAAAAAAAGAGACCAAGAAACUGAGACUCGUAAUGAGAAAAUUGACCAAUUUAAAAAAACUGAACAUGAUAACUUUAAGCAAGAGACUGAAAAACAAAAUGUAGCACCCGAGAAGCCCGUACGUGCUUCAAUUUUGAAAAGCAGUGCUCAAAACCACGUACAAGCUCAAGUGGUGUCCAGUGACACUCAAAAAUCGCCAACAGAAGUUGUUAAUACUGAACAAGCUGGAAGCGACGAUGAGAGUGAUCAAUAUGCCACAAUAAAAAGGUCGCCAAAAGAUGUAACGAACACGUCAAAAAAUUCCGAAAGUCCUACCUCACAAACGCAACAAGAAAAAACAAACAGUUCCCCGUUCGUAGAACAAACAGUCCAAAUGUUGGAACAAGAUUUUGUUGACGAGUACAUUUACGGGCUUGCCAAGGAAGGAUAUAAGGCUAGAGCCUUAUAUGAUUAUCAAGCUGCUGAUGAUACAGAAAUAUCAUUUGAUCCAGGCGAUUUGAUAACCAACAUAGAAAAAGUCGAUGAAGGUUGGUGGCAAGGUCUUGCACCCGAUGGUAUCACUUAUGGCCUUUUCCCCGCCAAUUAUGUAGAGUUGAUGGAGUAAUAGGUUUACACUGGAAAAAUUAAGCCAAACUUUUAGUGUGUAAAUCUCAAAUUUAAUACUUCCCUUUGAUACGUAUUUUAUCUAUAAGCUUUUCUAUUUUAGCAUUUUCCAAGCUGUGACUAUUUAAAAUUUUAUUUUUAUAAAUUGAAAAUUCUUUUUCGCAAAAUAUCCCAAUGGCCUGUACAACAACAAAUAACACAAACGAAUUCAAUAUGUCUUGAAUGCGAGUGAUUUUUUGGCACAACCUAAAACAUAUUUGUUAAGUUUUCUAUCAAGUUUGUUUUAACAAGAAUAUCGUUUUUGAUUUAUUAUCAAGGAAUCUGACUGGGUCUUGUAACAACAAACGGUAUUGCCUAAUAAUAUUGUUCUUUGCUUUUGUUCUACAAUAUUUUCAAAAGUAUUAUGUAUUUAGAUUUUAUAGAAAGAUAUUUAAGUACUGUUACAAUUUAUAUACAUAUUAGAGAAUAACAUAAAUUAUUCAAAAAUAAUAAAAAAUAUUGCAA
Molecule: messenger RNA, 2214 nt
Organism: Ceutorhynchus assimilis (cabbage seed weevil)
Lineage: Eukaryota; Metazoa; Arthropoda; Insecta; Coleoptera; Curculionidae
Source: the annotation of a GenBank genome assembly